This is a messenger RNA of Penicillium hordei, 906 nucleotides long. RefSeq names its product aromatic alcohol reductase. The record is from RefSeq and is a predicted model, not a curated record. Gene Ontology annotation, molecular function: oxidoreductase activity. The transcript has 2 exons. NCBI's taxonomy places the organism in Eukaryota, Fungi, Ascomycota, Eurotiomycetes, Eurotiales, Aspergillaceae. Bases 1 to 906 code for a protein of 301 amino acids.
AUGAUUCGCAACGUUGCCAUUGCAGGGGCUUCUGGAGCCCUGGGCUUCCCUAUUUUUCAUGCACUUCUCCAGAGCGAACUCUUUAAUGUGACUGUUUUGGCACGCUUAUCGUCUCAAGCACAAUUCCCGGCGUCUGUCAAGGUAAUCCGCGUGGAUUACAUCUCGGUCCCAGACCUCACGAUGGCUCUGACCGGCCAGGAUGCCGUGGUCUCGGUCCUGACAACCAGUGCCAUGGAGACACAGAUCCCGCUGAUUGAGGCCGCAGUGAAAGCUGGAGUGAAGAGAUUUCUUCCCUCCGAGUUCUGUGCGAACAUUGGCAAUCCAAAGGCAGCCAGUUUACCUGUCUACCACUCCAAGAUUGCGAUACACGACGUCAUCCAGCAACAGGCUCGGGACCACCCCCAUUUUACAUAUACUUUAAUUCGAAAUGGACCUUUCCUCGACUGGAGCCUGGGAUAUGGUUUCUUUUUCAAUCUCAAGGGAGGAUCGACACCCUUUUAUGACGGCGGAGACCGUCCGUUUAGUACAACCACCUUGGCCACGAUCGGCCAGGCCGUGGUGAAGGCCCUAUGUCACUUGAAGGAGACGCAGAAUAGAGCGGUAUUUGUGCAAGAUCUCGUCACGACCCAGCGGAAGAUGCUGGCCAUUGCCCAGAAGGUUGCACCGGAUCGCAAAUGGACCCCGACAGACGUGAGCACCUCCGACAUGGAGACCAUGGCGCGGGACAAAUACGCCAACGGGACAAUGGAUAUGGAAGCCUCGAUGGGGUUCUUUUGCCGCUCGGUCUUUGGGGAGGGAUACGGGGGAGAGUUCCAGGAGGUGGAUAAUGAACUACUCGGGAUAUCGUUGAAAACGGACGCUGAUAUGGAAGAGUUAAUGCUGGGAGUCAUUCCCGGCAGAUACUAG